Miscanthus lutarioriparius is the source of this 1089-nucleotide messenger RNA. The record is from the annotation of a GenBank genome assembly. NCBI's taxonomy places the organism in Eukaryota, Viridiplantae, Streptophyta, Magnoliopsida, Poales, Poaceae.
AUGAGGCUGAGCUGCAACGGCUGCCGCGUCCUCCGCAAGGGCUGCAGCGACGCCUGCACCAUCCGCCCCUGCCUGCAGUGGAUCAAGUCCUCCGACGCGCAGGCCAACGCCACCGUCUUCCUCGCCAAGUUCUACGGCCGCGCGGGCCUCCUCAACCUCAUCGCCGCCGCGCCCACCGACGCGCUCCGCCCCGCCGUCUUCCGCUCCCUCCUCUACGAGGCCUGCGGCCGGAUCGUCAACCCCGUCUACGGCGCCGUCGGGCUCCUCUGGUCGGGCACCUGGCACAUGUGCCAGGACGCAGUCGAGGCCGUCCUCAAGGGCGCGCCCAUCGUCCAGGUCUCUGCCGACGACGCCGCCGCUGCUGCUGGGCCACCCAUUAAUGCUGCUGCUGCUGCUGCGGCGGCGGCGGCGGCUUACGACAUCCGACACGUCUUCCCCAAGUCCUCCUCUUCCAACAAGCAGUCUCAUGCUGCUGCUGGUGCACCUCCACCACCAGCGGCAGUGGACGACGCCGCCGCUGCCCAAAGCAGAGACGACAAGGACAAACACACGGGCAGGGGGCUUCUCCGUAAGGUGUCCAAGCCCCAGUUCAAGCGCACAUCCUCAUCGCCUUCACCGUUGAAGAAAACCAAGACGACGACCCAAAACAAGCAGCCGCACCUUGCUGCUUUGCCGGCCACGGAGUACCACAACGACGACAUGCUGGUGGCAGACCAUAGCGAUGAAGAGCAACAACAUGCCGCCGUUCGUGAUCAGGUGACCAACAGCAACGCCAAGAGCCGCCGCGCCUCGUCCGACGACUGCGACCGCCACUCAGCGUCCGCGUCUCUGGACACCCACGACACCGAGGCGGCCGCCUCUCACGUCAGCCAGGCUGUGGCGGAAGCGGAGCCGCAACAAGACGACCAGCAAGCAGAGGCAGAGCAGCAGCCGCCGUCGAUGGGCCUCGACCUCACGCUCGGAUUGUUAACGUCGUCCGCGCCGCCGCCAAUGGACCUGCUGACGCCCGCCGGCUGCAGACUGCAGGGAGGAGGCUCGAGCGCGGCCGUCGAUGAGCCCGCCGGUAUCAUCGGCUUCCGCUUCCUGUAG